Molecule: messenger RNA, 837 nt
Organism: Pyrenophora tritici-repentis Pt-1C-BFP
Lineage: Eukaryota; Fungi; Ascomycota; Dothideomycetes; Pleosporales; Pleosporaceae
Product: TT-ORF1 domain containing protein
Source: RefSeq, a predicted model, not a curated record
AUGCUCGGUCGUAACAGGACCGCAUCUGAUGGCUCGCCGUUUACAGCACAGGAUGAUCCAGACUGGUCCGACACCUCCGAGUCUGAAGAUUUCGUUCCCAGCUCUGACAAAAAUGGCAGGCCGCGCGACGGCAACCGGGUUUCUCUCGAGCAGGAGCGUGCACUACUGCCUUACAUGCCCGCCCUCUUGGACGACCGGCUUCCACCUUGUGGCCUACAACCCCAAGUCGCCUACGAGAAUGUAGUCCGUCGCCUUCGCAAAAUCUGGCUCCAACGCGCCGUCCAAGACGCAAACAAUGUUCCUCUCGUCGAAAUUUGCAAGUGGAUUCUCCAAGAUCUCAAAAUCGAAGCUGAAGAUUCCCCGGUCGGCAGCGAGUAUAGGACCAAGCAGCGCCAACCAUGGCGGCGCGAAGACGUCUUUAAGUAUGAGAUUUGCUGGGCCAAGUACUUUGUGCGCGAAGCUGAAGUCCUGGAGCAGCGCAAGUCCAUGUCUGAGGAAGAUCUUGCAAAGCAGGAUUUCAGGGAUAAGCUACAUCCCAUUCCUAGGGAAUUGGACAUUUAUGUUCAGAAGAGCUGUAAUAAAAAGAACGUACUGAACUCUUGGAAGGCGUGGCAUGAGCGGAAGCGACAGCCAGUAGGGUCACGGGAUACAGGCCUUGGCGUGGAUGGUACGCAGGACGCAGAUGCGGAAGAGCCAAAGGACGACGAAGACAGCCAGAGACAUGGCAUUGACGAGAACGACAAGCAGGACGGCCAAGGAUAUACCUCAGACGAUGACGACGAUGAGUACAACCGAGCACACAUUACCGACGCGGAAGACGAGGACAACGAGGAUUAG